AUGGCAUUUUUCAGAUCAUCCAAGCAAGAUUUACAAGAUAUUUCGGACAUUUCCCACUCGAUGGAGAAUGUGUCGAUGAGUGACAUGGAUAUUGACUCAAAAUCACAAUAUACAAACUUAAACAAAGAAAAUAUUACACCUGGUAACUCACCAACGAAGUCGAUUCUACAUAACUCGCCUCAACAACAGCUAGCACGGUCUAGGUUUCCACAGGGAGUAAAUUCCAAUAUGGAUUAUAAUGAUUUUAAGCUCCCAAAGUUGAAUCAUACCACGCAUACUCAUGAGAUAAAAACCCAAAAUGCAAAGACCAAGAGGUUGGCAUCUGUUGCACAACUUUACUUUUUAGAUUACUAUUGUGAAAUGUUUGAUUAUGUUAUUAACAGGCGGGAUAGGACCAAGCUUGUGGAACAGAAAUUGAUGAACGAUCCUAAUUUUAGCGGAAAUGCGCAGAGGCAGCAGUUAGAAUGGAAGAACUACGUUGGGAGAGAAAGGGCUUUGUUAAGAAAGAGGAGAUUAAAGCCUAAACAUAAGGAUUUUCAGAUGAUCACCCAGGUUGGUCAGGGUGGUUACGGACAGGUGUUUCUUGCCAGAAAGAAGGAUACAAGAGAGAUUUGUGCUUUAAAGAUAUUAAACAAAAAGCUAUUAUUAAAAUUGGAUGAAACUAAGCAUGUUUUAACGGAGAGAGAUAUUUUGACCAAUACAAGAAGUGAAUGGUUGGUUAAGCUUUUAUAUGCGUUCCAAGACCCCGAAAAGGUCUUUUUGGCAAUGGAAUUUGUCCCAGGUGGUGAUUUCAGAACUUUGUUAAACAACACGGGAUAUUUAAUCCCUCCGCACGCAAGAUUUUAUAUCAGUGAAAUGUUUAUGGCAGUGAACUCGUUGCAUGAAUUAGGUUUUACCCAUAGGGACUUGAAGCCAGAAAAUUUUUUAAUUGAUUCUAAGGGCCAUAUAAAGUUAACUGAUUUUGGAUUAGCUGCGGGCAACGUCUCUAAUGAAAGAAUCGAAAGUAUGAGAUUAAAGUUGCAGAACUUACAGGAUUUAGAUGAUUACAAAGUACCAUCCAAGCUAAUGAUCGAAAGACAAAAGAUUUUUAAAAGGUCCCAAGGACACCAUAACUUGGCUAAUUCUAUUGUAGGUUCCCCUGAUUACAUGGCAUUGGAAGUUCUCGAAGGUAAGAACUAUGAUUAUACUAUCGAUUACUGGUCCUUAGGUUGUAUGUUAUUCGAAAGUUUAUGUGGUUAUCCACCAUUUUCAGGUUCUAAACAAGAUGAAACAUAUUACAAUUUGAAGAAUUGGAAAACCGCUUUAAGAAGGCCUCAAACCAAGGAUGGCCGUUAUGUGUUUAGUGACAGAACCUGGCAGUUAAUUGUCAAGUUAAUUGCGUCACCCUCUUCUAGAUUAAAAAAUUUUAAGCAAAUUCAAGUUAUGUCUUAUUUCAACGAUAUAAGUGAUUGGAAUAAAUUAAGGGAAAAAACACCUCCAUUCACCCCACAGUUAGAUAAUGAAGAAGAUGCUGGUUAUUUUGAUGACUUUGAAGAUGAAGAAAGUAUGCAAAAGUACAAAGAUGUUUUUGCAAGACAGGAACAUAAUGAACAAUUAUUAGACAAUGCAAAUAAUAAAAAGGCGAAUAAUAAUUUUAUUGGUUUCACAUUUAAGCAUAAGUUGAAUCCGAACAACAAAUUCCACCAAGGCGAAAUUAAUUUAUUGGGUAAUAAUCAUAAUCGAUUAGAUCCUCUAGCUACCUUGUAUUGA
This is a messenger RNA of Debaryomyces hansenii CBS767, 1749 nucleotides long. It is a transcript of the gene DBF2, whose product is annotated as serine/threonine-protein kinase. Gene Ontology annotation, molecular function: protein serine/threonine kinase activity; ATP binding. Gene Ontology annotation, cellular component: spindle pole body. NCBI's taxonomy places the organism in Eukaryota, Fungi, Ascomycota, Pichiomycetes, Serinales, Debaryomycetaceae. Gene Ontology annotation, biological process: peptidyl-serine phosphorylation; intracellular signal transduction. The coding region runs from base 1 to 1749 and encodes 582 amino acids. The transcript has a single exon. The record is from RefSeq and is a predicted model, not a curated record.